AUGUUUGGAAACUUCAUCAUCUCGUUCUACUUGACUAAGAUUCUUGAUCAAGCCGGAAUCAAGGACACAACCACUCAGACACAGAUCCAGGUCAUCAUCAAUUGCUGGUCGUUCGCAAUUGCAGUUUUUGGUAGUUAUAUGCUCGAUAUUCUCGGCCGCAGAACUCAGACUUUCAUCAGCGUUGCCGGAAUGGUCGUGACACUGUACAUCGUUGGUGGUCUCAUCAAGACAUAUGGCGAAAGCUCAAACAAUUCCGGCAUAUAUGGCACAAUUGCAGUCAUUUUCCUCUUCCAGGGCUUCUACGCAUUUGCCAUCACGCCUAUGACAAGUUUGUAUCCAACUGAAGUAGCCCCCUUCAAGCUGAGGGCAACUGGCAUCGCCAUUUUCCGCAUGCUUGACUCCGGCUUCGGACUUCUUGCAUCUUUCGCUAUGGCCUACGCUAUGGCAGACUUGGGUUGGAAAUUUUACCUCAUCAAUGCUUCAUGGGACUUGGUCUUCCUGGUUAUUGCCUAUUUCACCUUCGUCGAGACUAAGGGCCUCAAACUCGAGGAGAUCGCCGCUAAGUUUGAGGGAUCUCAAAUUUUAGAAGCUGCUUUGGCAGAAGACAGUUCAUCUGUCGAAGGCGCUGUCCUCUCUGACAAAAAUGCAGGGGAGGUUAAAGAGCAGGCUCUGCCUUGA
Phaeoacremonium minimum UCRPA7 is the source of this 678-nucleotide messenger RNA. Its product is annotated as putative hexose transporter protein. The transcript has 4 exons. Gene Ontology annotation, biological process: transmembrane transport; carbohydrate transport. Gene Ontology annotation, cellular component: membrane. Bases 1 to 678 code for a protein of 225 amino acids. Lineage: Eukaryota; Fungi; Ascomycota; Sordariomycetes; Togniniales; Togniniaceae. Gene Ontology annotation, molecular function: carbohydrate:proton symporter activity. The record is from RefSeq and is a predicted model, not a curated record.